Messenger RNA from Dendronephthya gigantea, 1163 nucleotides. RefSeq names its product calcium-regulated heat-stable protein 1-like. Gene Ontology annotation, molecular function: mRNA 3'-UTR binding. The coding region runs from base 127 to 537 and encodes 136 amino acids. Gene Ontology annotation, cellular component: cytoplasm. NCBI's taxonomy places the organism in Eukaryota, Metazoa, Cnidaria, Anthozoa, Malacalcyonacea, Nephtheidae. Gene Ontology annotation, biological process: regulation of mRNA stability. The record is from RefSeq and is a predicted model, not a curated record. The transcript has 4 exons.
AAUACCAAUCGCUUCGGAGGCCAAAAGGCAAGCUUGUUUCGAAAGUAUAAAUAUUUCUGUUUUUUUCGCCUUUGACAGCCUGAUUGCUCUCGUCCGUAAAGCUUUUAGACAGAAGUGCACUGCGUGAUGUCUUCACCACCGAAAAAGGACGAAAAGUCUCCCAGAAAGUCUAUUGAUAAACAUGAGGGCCAUUUUUUGUUACCAAGUCCAAUUCCCACAAGACGAAUGCGGACAACUUCACAGUCAAAACUAGCAUCAGAUUCGCCAAUGCAAACCGGGGUCUGCAAGAGCUUCUGUCGUCAGAGAGGCCAUGGCUUUAUCACCCCAGAUGAAGGCGAACCUAGAGAUAUUUUUGUCCAUAUUUCAGACAUUGAGGGAGAAUUUGUUUUAAAAGCUGGUGACAGAGUGACCUACCGUACCGUUCCACUACCACCGAAAUGCGUCGAGAAACAAGCUGUGGAAGUUAUGAUUACGGCUGCAAAUGGACCUCAUGACACGUGGUCACCACUUUCCCACUCAGCCAUGUCUGCGCACUGACUCCACAUAAUUCUAGGCUUGUCAAAUGAUUAAAGAUGGAGGCUCAUUAGCUAGCAUCAUUUGAAACUGAAUUAAUAUUAUGAAUCCUUCCUGUCUGAUAUAGCAGAUAUUCGCAUUUAUUAUAUGAAAAUUAUUAAAAUAAAUUUUCUAAUUCGUCAGCACUGAGCCACAAGUAGUUUGCAAAGACUUAAGUCUACGACUUUGCAGACACUCUUUUCAUGUGAAGUUUUACUUUGAAUGGUUUCAUGACACGUUAAGUAUUCAUGCAAGUUGAUUAGACAGCUAAUAGUGGGCUAUCUUUUAAGACAAACAUAAGGCAUAGCUGUCCAAACAUUGAUGCAAAUUGUCUGUUUAUAUAGAAAACAAAAAAUGCAACAUUAGACUCCCCUCUUUGAGUUUGUGUUGCCAAACCAAACAAAAAUUAUAAUCCUGAGUUUAACUAGGAUGUUAGUGUUACUUUUGUCGAAGCUUGGUUAGGAACUUUGCUAUAUUUAUGUCUGUAAAUUGUAUCUGUAUGGAUUGAUAAUGCAUCAUGUGAUUAUAGGCAUCUUCUAUUCAUCUCAUGGGGAUCUUAAGUCGUAAAUAUAUGUAGCAAAGAAUUCUAGUUCUCUUCAUUGUAAAUACCC